This is a messenger RNA of Plasmopara halstedii, 1014 nucleotides long. Its product is annotated as phosphoinositol transporter. The record is from RefSeq and is a predicted model, not a curated record. The transcript is spliced from 3 exons. NCBI's taxonomy places the organism in Eukaryota, Oomycota, Peronosporomycetes, Peronosporales, Peronosporaceae. Bases 1 to 1014 code for a protein of 337 amino acids.
AUGACUCAAGACAAUUUGCUGCAGCACGAGCAUCGUAGGUUCUUAUUAUGGCCCGAGAGACUUUCGUUUUCAAGUCGGAUUGACAAAGUUGAUGCUGCAAUUAAUCAGGUAACAGAGAUCCCUCCGGCGUUUGCGGUGGCAGAGAAUGGAGACAUUGCCCGGGCGGUGAAGCGCUACCAAGCCACGAAGGCGUGGAGGAAGCAGAUGCAAGUCGAGGAGAUUUUAAUGAGGCCUCAGACACACUACGACACUAUUAAAACACACUACGUGCAAUAUCUUCACAAGCAAGACAAACUCGGCCACCCUCUUUACAUUGAAAAGAUUGGCUCUAUUAAUAUGCGGCAAUUCAAAAAGCUUGGUAUCACGCAAGAGACGCUGAUCAAUCACUAUCUGUUUGCUAUGGAGUUCACACUAAAGUACGCAGCGCACCAGGUCUGUUCGUGUGAUGCCUGCGCUGCAAGUGCCACACAAAAACUGUGCAUUAUACUAGAUGCAAAAGGUAUCGGAAUGCGUGACAUGGGUGGCGAGGCUCUCGACUUCUUUCGUCGAUGCACAAGUAUCAUGCAGCGUCACUACCCACAGCGUUCACUCAAAAUUUUUAUCGUGAAUGUGUCAUCGUGGUUUAGCAUAGCGUGGAAGGGCGUGAAACCCCUACUAAACGAAGCCACUCGUGCAAAGACUAAUAUUUUGACUGAGAGUGAGACCGCAGCAUCAUUACUGGAAUUCAUUGACGCUGAAAAUUUGCCGGUGGCAUACGGCGGUACGUGUGCGUGCGUAGGCGGAUGUGAGACAAACUCGUCGUAUCAACGUCUUGAGCGAGCGUUGGUGGAAAGUGUGCUCAAAUGCAAACCAUUCGAGGCAGAAGAGCUCAUCCGCACCAUUUCGCUUGAACGUUCACUCUGCAAGUUACGAAGUAGCGACGAAAGCACGAUUUCGGAAUCAAAUUCACCAUCAUCGGAAAUUUCUAUUAAAAAAAAAAAUCAAGCACUCUGCUUGGCGAGCAUUUUCAUGUAG